Molecule: messenger RNA, 1390 nt
Organism: Amyelois transitella
Lineage: Eukaryota; Metazoa; Arthropoda; Insecta; Lepidoptera; Pyralidae
Gene: Ubc13
Product: ubiquitin-conjugating enzyme E2 N
Exons: 1
Coding region: 225-680 (151 amino acids)
Source: RefSeq, a predicted model, not a curated record
AUGACAGAAAAGUCUACUUUGUCUAUAGUAAAUUAAAGUAGAUCUGCCAUCGCUUUUGUAGUUCGCGUUUUUAGCUUUACCAUGGCUAAAAUGCUGUUUUAAUCUGCAAGACGUGCCUCUAUAUUUACUGUAAACACGUGCAGUGAAAAGACAAUUAGAUAUUUUAUACGAUUUUAUGGUUACUUGCUCUAAUUUGACAAAUUGCGCUAGACCGCAUAUUUAAAAUGGCAGCCCUACCACGUAGAAUAAUCAAAGAGACACAGCGACUGAUGCAGGAACCAGUGCCAGGAAUAAGUGCGGUGCCCAGCGAAACCAAUGCACGCUAUUUUCACGUUAUCGUCACCGGCCCAGAGGACUCGCCCUUCGAAGGAGGACUAUUUAAAUUAGAAUUAUUUCUACCAGAAGAUUACCCUAUGUCAGCGCCUAAGGUUAGGUUUAUAACGAAAAUAUACCAUCCGAAUAUAGAUCGGCUCGGCAGAAUUUGUUUGGAUAUCCUGAAAGAUAAAUGGAGUCCGGCAUUGCAGAUCCGCACAGUGCUUCUGUCGAUUCAGGCAUUACUAUCGGCCCCGAACCCGGACGAUCCCUUAGCCAACGACGUGGCUGAACUGUGGAAGGUGAACGAAAGCGAAGCUAUUCGAAAUGCGAAGGAGUGGACGCGGAGAUAUGCUAUGGACAACUGAGCUCGUGCCGCCCGCACACACAUCAGUGCCUCCCCUACGCGCGCGAAACGAGGUGCGACAUGAAACUAACAGAAAUAUCAUGGAUUUAAGAGUGCAAGUUAUGUUACACACCCUACUUGUGAAGAGACAAUUGCAAAUAAAUUUUUAUCAUGGAUGGGCAUCGUUGCAGCAUGCCGGUCAGCGCUGCUGCCCCCGUCCGCUCAGGUUAACCCUUGCAUUUCUCUGUUGUAGCCUUGCCCGUGGAACCAGAGUUCCACAUCCCCACUGAUAGUUGUUUACAUUCACGUCUAGCUUCUUUACAAUAUUAGGUAUGCAUAUUUUUUUACUAUCAUUAAAAUAGUGAAUAUAAUAAAUAUCUGAAGACAAAUGUAUAUAUUUCAUGGUUACAAAUUUGGUUAAUUUUAUACAAAGGAUAAUGUGUAUUGUCACAAAGUUAGUCAUUUGUAUGUCUUACAAAGAACACCUUGAAAUGCGAAAUAAGCUUAAUUAUAUCAGUUUGCUGAUCUCUAGAGAUACUGAAUAAUUUUUUUCUAUUAGUAUGUGAAGUUUUAGGUAUAUUGUUUUCACAGUAUAAGCAACACCAAUAUAAUUUGUCUAUGGAUCUUUUGUGUAUUUACGUCUUGUAUAAAAGUUAUCAUUAAAAUGUAUUUAUGUAAAUUUAAUUUGGCUUUGUGCAGAAAUGAAAAUACAUAAUAAUAUACAAAAACCAA